CUUCAACAACAACAGUCACUGAACCAACAUCUACACCAAUAUCUACAUCUACAACUCAUUCAAUAUCAACUGCUUCAGCAUAUUCAUCUGAUUUAACAACAACCCCUGGACUAACACCUACAUUAACUACAGAAACACCUACAGUUUCAUCAGCAACGGCAGCCCCUGCACUAACAUCUACAUCAACUACACAAUCAUCUACAGCUCCAUCAACAACU
This is a messenger RNA of Sinocyclocheilus rhinocerous, 218 nucleotides long. Its product is annotated as spore coat protein SP65-like. The transcript has a single exon. The record is from RefSeq and is a predicted model, not a curated record. NCBI's taxonomy places the organism in Eukaryota, Metazoa, Chordata, Actinopteri, Cypriniformes, Cyprinidae. The annotation marks the transcript as partial.